AUCAUGGGGACCGCAAGCAAAGAGGUAAUCCGGCAAGGUCACGUCGACAACGAAAAGGGCGUUACGGAUGCCGAAAAAAGCGACCCGAAGCAAAGCCAAAGUCAGAGCAAGCACAUUACCGACAGUCCAGAAGCCGCUUGGGACGAGGCAUUCCUCGUCACAUUCGCCGCUGACGAUGCUGAAAACCCACUCAAUUGGACCACGAAGCUCAAAUGGGGAGUUACGGCGGCUGUAUCUGGAACGGGCUUUGUUCGCAUCAUGGUUUCGACGAUGAUGGCACCUGCGAUCAACACUAUCGCAUCUGAACUGCACAUGUCCACGACUGAGUCGUUCAUGGCGCUAUCGGUCUAUCUCUUAGCCACCGCAUUUGGACCGCUCAUCAUUGGCCCUCUGUCAGAAGUCUACGGCAGAAGGCGCGUCUUCCACGUUACCAACGUGUGGUUCCUGUUGUGGAAUUUCGUUUGUGGCUUCGCAAACUCCAAGGGCCUGCUUAUCGCCGCCCGUCUGCUGGCCGGCUUUGGCGCGAGUGCAGCAUACAGUUUGGCAUAUGGCGUGCUCGGCGAUGUGUGGCCCGCGGAGCAGAGAGGACGCUCCGUGAGCCUGUACCUACUGAUUCCACUUACAGGGUCCGCUGUUGGUCCGAUCGUCAGCGGGUUCAUUGUCGAGUAUUCCACUUGGCGAUGGAUGUUCUGGUCUACUACUAUUCUCCAAGUCAUCCUCGAGGGAACCUCCCUGCUCGUGUUCUACGAGAGUUACGCGCCCUUCCUUCUUCGCAAGCGAGCCGAAAAACUGCGCAAAGAGACCGGCGACUCUCGCUACCACGCCGCAAUCGAGAUGCGCGAAUCCGGCCGCUCGACUAUGUGGAAGCUGCGCCGCAGUUUGUCCCGUCCCCUGCGCCUCUUGGCAUUCCACCCAAUCAUCCAGAUCCAGGCCAUCCUGGCAGGCAUAAAUUAUGGCCUGCUGUAUUUUGCGUUAGCCAGCUUCUCAGCUCUGCAUGUCUCCGCAUACGGUGAAUCCGUUGCCAUCUCUGGCCUGCAUUACAUCGCCAUCUGCACUGGCACCAUCUCGGGCGCCCAGCUCUGCGGACCGCUCAUGGACUAUGUUUACAAGAGGCUGACAAGUCACUCCGGCGACGGCCGCGUACCCGAGCUCCGCAUCCCGCUUCUGUUGCCAGGCGUCUUCUUCACGCCCAUCGGCUUCCUGCUCUACGGCUGGGCGGCGCAAUACCGCCUCUUUUGGCUUGUUGUCGACAUUGGCGCGGCUCUGUUGUCCCUCGGCAUGCAGAUCUUCGACACCACCUUGCAUGCAUAUGUCAUGGAUGCGUACCCAGAGCACAUCAGCUCGGCUUCAGCUGCGACGCAAGUGCUCAGGAGUCUGCUGGCGUUUGCGUUUCCGUUGUUCUCAGACAAGCUGUACGAUACGCUGGGAUACGGGUGGGGCAACAGUCUCAUGGCAUUUUUGUCAAUUGGGAUUGCAUUGCCGGCGACGGGCAUACUCUGGCGCUGGGGUGCAAAGUUGAGAGCCAAGCGAGAGUCAAGUUACUAAGAGACGUCAUGGCCGUGGCUGCACUACAGCUACUUGUCUUGGAUGACGAGAGUCAGGCUCUGCGUCACUCUUUCAAUGAUGGUCUUGGUUUUCAAAGCUGUUUACUGGUGAACGAAGGAGAACACCAGGCACAGUAGAAAGAAUGCGUCUUCAACUUUUGAACGCGAUGCGAUGACAAUUCCUCAUCAGCGUAGCUACAUCAAUACCUG
This is a messenger RNA of Macroventuria anomochaeta, 1754 nucleotides long. Its product is annotated as MFS multidrug transporter-like protein. Gene Ontology annotation, cellular component: membrane. The transcript has 2 exons. Bases 4 to 1545 code for a protein of 513 amino acids. Lineage: Eukaryota; Fungi; Ascomycota; Dothideomycetes; Pleosporales; Didymellaceae. Gene Ontology annotation, molecular function: transmembrane transporter activity. The record is from RefSeq and is a predicted model, not a curated record. Gene Ontology annotation, biological process: transmembrane transport.